Messenger RNA from Pterocles gutturalis (yellow-throated sandgrouse), 806 nucleotides. RefSeq lists its product as uncharacterized. NCBI's taxonomy places the organism in Eukaryota, Metazoa, Chordata, Aves, Pterocliformes, Pteroclidae. The annotation marks the transcript as partial. The transcript has 4 exons. The record is from RefSeq and is a predicted model, not a curated record.
AUGGACAAGCUGGAGAUGGCCCAAAGGAGGACUGUGAAGAUGACCAAAGGGCUGGAGAACCUGCCCUAUGAGGAAAUACUGAAGGAAUUAGGUCUUUUCUCCCUGGAGAAGAGAAGGCUCGAGAGGGACCUCAUCACAGUAUUCCAGUACCAAAAGGGCAGCUACAAAGAAGAUGGAGGCUCUCUCUUCACGAGGAGCCACACAGCAAAGACAGGGGGCAAUGGGUACAAGCUGCACUGGGAGAGGUUUCAUCUCGACAUAAGAAAGAAAUUUUUUACACCCAGCCCUCAAGUGCCCCUUAGAGCCAGGUGCCUUGCGGAGCUGUCUCAUUGUGCCCAGGCGCCUGCUCAUGCUGCCCGAGACUGGGGGCAGGAGCUGGGACCCGUGCUCCCCUUGGCCACAGUUAGUCCCACAGUCAGGUUGGCUUACUGGUACUGGUUUGCAAUGUUACAGGCAAGGGAGGAUGUGAUCCACAUGCUGAAGACAGAGAAAACCAAACCUGAAGUUUUAGAAGCUCAUUAUGGGUCUGCAGCUCCACAAAACGUUCUCCGAGUGCUGCACAGGGAUGCCAUCCUUGCCCAAGAGAAGUCUCUAGGGGAAGACGUCUAUGAGAAACCAAUUUCAGAGCUGGACAGACUUGAAGAGAAGCAGAGAGAGACGUACCGGCGCAUGCUGGAGCAGCUCCUGUUGGCAGAGAAGUGCCAUCGCCGCACCGUUUAUGAGCUGGAAAAUGAGAAACAUAAGCAUACAGAUUACAUGAACAAGAGUGACGACUUUACCAACCUCUUGGAACAGGAGCGGGAGAG